Messenger RNA from Drosophila busckii, 1136 nucleotides. Its product is annotated as vacuolar protein sorting-associated protein 26C. Bases 49 to 984 code for a protein of 311 amino acids. The record is from RefSeq and is a predicted model, not a curated record. Gene Ontology annotation, cellular component: endosome. Lineage: Eukaryota; Metazoa; Arthropoda; Insecta; Diptera; Drosophilidae. The transcript is spliced from 3 exons. Gene Ontology annotation, biological process: intracellular protein transport.
UCGGCAAUAUUUUUUGUUAUAAAUAACUUUACUAAUUAAUUAAUCAAAAUGAGCACCAGUGGCUUUCAUUUCGAAAUCAAGCUAAAACGAGAAAAUAAGGUUUAUUAUGAAAAUGAAAUGCUAGUGGGUUGCGUACAGUUCCAGUGUCCAGCAGAGACAAAACAUGAAGGUAUACAGCUAACACUAGAUGCCAUUGUAAAUCUACAGCUGAGUACCAAGACAGUCGGCUUAUUUGAUGCCUUAUACAAUUCUGUAAAGCCCAUUACAUUGCUGCAGAACAGCCUGGAGCUGUCGGCGCCCGGAAAACUAUCUGCUGGCAACUCAGAGUUCCACUUUGAGUUGCCCCUGGUCUGUAAAAAGGAGCCACGCAGACUUUAUGAAACCUAUCACGGCAUAUUUAUUAGCAUCAACUAUCAGUUGAAGUGCGAUGUAAAGCGUAAUUUCCUGGGAAAAUCCUUGCAGAAAGUGCAGCAGUUUUGCGUGCAAUACAAGCCCAAUCCGUUUGAUGAUGAAUCGCCCAAGUUUAUGCCCUUCAGCCUGAGCAUGAGCAAUGUAAAGGAUCGCGUGACCAUGCCAAGAUUUCUUAUUACGGGCCGCUUGGAUCGUAGCGAAUACUGUGUAACGAUGCCAAUUACGGGGAAUCUGACUAUACAACAUACGGAUACGCCUAUCAAGUCCAUAGAGCUGCAACUAGUGCGCGUGGAAACAUGCGGCUGCGAUGAGGGAUACUCCAAAGAUGCCACUGAAGUGCAGACCAUACAAAUAGCCGAUGGCAAUGUAAUGCCCAAGCUGGAGAUACCUAUUUACAUGGUGUUGCCACGACUAUUUACUUGUCCCACGCUGUUGACAAAGAAUUUUAAAAUCGAAUUUGAGCUGAAUCUGGUGGUGGUCUUCAAAGAGGACACUGUAAGCGAGAACUUUAAAAUAGUCUUAAGACGUGCCGUUGGUCCCUUGCCGAGUAAGCUGACAACUGCAGGUCGCUGAAUCAACAAAAUUAGCUUUAUACACAAAAUGAAUCUUUAAUGUACUUCACAUUGCCAAUGUAUAGUCUGUAAGCAUAAAAUAAAACGUUACAAACAAAAAAUUCAAGUUGCUGGCGUUGCCAGCUGACUUUGAAAAGAAUAAAAUAUACUGAA